GUUGGUAUUCCAAACAGUAAACACGGUCUUUCUCUAGUGAUCAAAACGUACCGAAAAAUCCGCGUGUUUAGGUAGUCCACUCUUGGAAAGUUUAAAGUGCAAGUAUUAAAGUUUCAAAGUGCAUCCGCUAGUGUUCUCCAGGUCCUUUUUUAGUUUGUUUCCGGCCGACAUCCUGCUCUGCCGGACUAAGGAUAGUGUUUCCUCCGUCUCUGCGUGAUUACGCCAACAAGUUUAAAGGUUUUCGGAGAUAAAGUGGCUAAAUAGCCAGGAAGCAGUUACAAAGGAAAGGAUUAAGGACAAAAGGAUUGAGGACAAAGGAAACCAGGAACAAUCACGGUGACAAAGGUCGCUUACUUGGCGUCAAAGAAUUGACACAAAGGACACACGGCAGCAACUAACUGGUCGAUAGGGAAUUCCAUUUGAAAAAAAAAUACCACGUGUGGCAAGCACCAAAAUGACUGGCGAACGCAAAGGAAACGUGCUGGUUACCGGAGGAGCCGGCUACAUCGGUUCGCAUACGGUCGUAUCACUCCUAGAGGCCGGCUAUAGCGUCAUCGCUUUGGAUAAUUUUACUAACUCCGUGAACUCAGCAAAGAACGAAUCGGUUGCGCUCAAGCGUGUAGAGGAAAUCACUGGCAAGCAGAUUACGUUCUACCGUUGCGAUCUGCUGGAUAAGGACGCUGUGGAUGCAAUUUUCAAAGCUCACCAAAUUGAUUCUGUAAUACAUUUUGCGGCCCUGAAGGCCGUUGGCGAAUCAAUGACAAACCCGUUGCUGUACUACAAGAACAACAUGAUUGGCAUGAUCAACCUUCUGGAGGUCAUGGACAGUCAUCGAAUUUAUAAAAUGGUUUUCUCUAGCUCGUGUACAGUUUACGGUGAACCCGAAACGCUUCCUAUCACAGAAGGAAAUCCAACCGGAAAUGUAACUAACGUGUACGGAAGAACGAAGUAUUUUAUCGAGGAAAUGCUGAAGGAUGCCGUACGGGCCGAUGCCAAGUGGAACAUAAUCGCGCUGCGAUACUUCAACCCGGUUGGGGCGCACAAGUCUGGACGAAUUGGAGAGGAUCCGACCAAACAGUUCACAAAUCUGAUGCCCUACAUUAGCCAAGUCGCCACCGGAAAAAAAGAUGUGCUUACCAUAUUCGGUAACGAUUACAGCACUCCUGAUGGAACAGGGGUUAGAGACUACGUUCACGUUAUGGAUCUUGCUAGUGGGCACGUGGCUGCAUUGGAUAAGUUGGAUAAAAUGCAUUUGGGAUUGAAGAUGUACAAUUUGGGAACCGGCAAAGGCAUAUCAGUAAUGGAGUUGAUCAACACCUUUGAAACGAUAAAUGACGUAAAAGUACCGUACGUAAUUCAAGAACGGCGGGCAGGCGACAUUUCUGCUAUGUACGCGAAUGCUAAUCUGGCCGAAUCGGAACUGGGCUGGAAGGCUGUUCAUACCGUCGAAGAAAUGUGUGAAGACUUCUGGCGAUGGCAGCAAAUGAAUCCGAACGGCUAUAAAGGUGAACAAAUGAACGGUUUUCAUUAAUGCCAGUAGUUAAUUCUUUCAGUCUAGAUAAGGAAAACUUUUUUAGAAGCCUAUUUAUUCGUUUUAUCAUACAACUUUUAUUAUUUCGAACAGUCUUGUGUUUUGUAGUUUUAGCACUUCUAUCCCGAUCGAUGUGAAGUUCGGAUAAACAUUUCGUGCAAAUAAUUCCAAGCACCUUGGCUUGUUGGGAAGCAAAUCAAUGAAUAAAUCUAAAAGUAUGAAUAAAAAAAUUUCAAUAAUUUC
This is a messenger RNA of Wyeomyia smithii (pitcher-plant mosquito), 1774 nucleotides long. Its product is annotated as UDP-glucose 4-epimerase-like. The record is from RefSeq and is a predicted model, not a curated record. The transcript is spliced from 6 exons. The coding region runs from base 455 to 1531 and encodes 358 amino acids. NCBI's taxonomy places the organism in Eukaryota, Metazoa, Arthropoda, Insecta, Diptera, Culicidae. Gene Ontology annotation, molecular function: UDP-glucose 4-epimerase activity. Gene Ontology annotation, cellular component: cytosol. Gene Ontology annotation, biological process: beta-D-galactose catabolic process via UDP-galactose, Leloir pathway.